UCUUCUGACGUCAGAGCCACCGGCGUUUAAAACAACCCGCAUCUGGGCUGACGUCUUUAAUACUAGUUUUUAUAACGCAAAAUAUGUAUUUCUGACAUCAAAGACGGCUUUUGAAAAAAUGCUUUACGAUGCGCCCUGUUGUGUUGUAGAAGUUUAAUACAGGAGAUUGCUACUGGAAAUCCUCAGGAAGGCGUUUAAGCAAAUUAAACAUGGUAGUAUUGCGCUUCGCCCUAUAAGCGUCCAGCAGCUUUAUGCUUUACCAAUCAAUUGUUACAGUGAAACACAGCAGACCUGCAGUCUCGCCUGCUUUCUCGGAAACAGGGAUCACUCUACAAUGUCCUAUCCUCAAUUCGGAUAUCCUUACUCUUCUGCACCACAGUUCCUCAUGACCACCAACUCUUUGACAUCUUGCUGCGAGUCGAGUACCAGAUCCAUCUCGGAUUCUUCAGCGCAGACGCCCGUCUACUGUCCCGUCUAUGAAAGCAGACUGCUUGCCACUGCCAGACACGAGCUGAGCUCCGCCGCUGCGCUGGGAGUCUAUGGGAACCCGUACACAAGCAGUCAAGGCUAUGGGAAUUAUGUUACUUAUGGAGCCGACGCCUCUGCUUUCUACUCUUUGGGAACGUUUGAUGCCAAGGAUGGAAGUGCGACUGCGCAUGCGGGUAUAACCCAGGCUGCCGCAUAUUACCCAUAUGAUCCCACCCUGGGACAGUAUCAGUAUGACAGAUACGGAUCUAUGGAGGGAGGAACAAGAAGAAAAAAUGCCACCCGUGAGACGACCAGCACGUUAAAAGCGUGGCUUCAGGAGCACAGGAAAAACCCAUAUCCUACCAAAGGAGAGAAGAUCAUGCUGGCCAUCAUCACCAAGAUGACCCUCACACAAGUGUCCACAUGGUUCGCCAACGCCAGGAGGAGACUCAAGAAGGAGAACAAGAUGACAUGGCCACCGAGAAACAAGGGCUCAGACGAGAAAAAAUACGAUGACGAUGAGGAUGGAUCACAGGAAGAUCAAAUCAAAAGUGAAACCAAUGAUGAUGAGAGUAAAAGUCGAGAGGACAAGGAACUUCAGUUAAGUGACUUGGACGAUUUUGACACCAUUGAGUCAGAGAGCUCGGAGUGUGAACUUAAACAUCGCUUUCACAUGAACGCGCACAUGGCGACCACCGACGAUCGCCCCAAAGAAACCUCUCCAAAACUCUCCAUUCCGGGUCUGCUCGAAGCUGACCGCGAUUUAACCAAAAGUUGCUUAAAGACGUCCGCCGAUGACUGCGAACAUGACGUCGGCGACCUUCGGCACACCAAAACGUGUUUCCAACAGCAAGGCCAUCCAUUACUGGACAGCAAACCACGAAUCUGGUCUUUGGCCCAGACCGCGACCUCGCUGAUCCCAACAGAGUACUCUUCAUGUAUGCUUAGAUGUCAACCAUCACCCUCUGCCUGCUCGCCUGUUAACGGCCUAGAUAGACAGCAGGAUUCACCGGUUACCACUCUCAGAAACUGGGUAGAUGGAGUUUUUCACGACCCCUUGUUUAGGCACAGCUCAUUAAACCAAGCACAAACGAACACUACAGUUUCUUGGACCACCACGACCAAAGGGGCCAUCUUAGAAACAGAAGCCCUUGGACGCUCCAUAGCGAACACCAACGUUAUAAAAACACAGCAGCUUGAGGCCAGCAAGGACAGUAUGACUUUUCCAAAGGGGGUGAAUAAAAUAUUCUGCUCCUAGCACACCCAUUUACUCUUUGAAAACCAAGGUGGACUGUUUGGAAUAGCUGCUAACGAUUUUUUAUUUCAUAACAGUUAGCAAAGACUGUAAAUCAGUGGACCCAAAAUAUGUCUUACGUUUUGCUACAUAAAAAUGGGCUGUCAUGGGAAAGUGUAUGUAUUUAUUGUUGUAUUGACAUCUCACUGGUGAGGGUCCCAAAAAGGGAUUGCUUUACAGUAUAUAUUUAUUUGUUUAGUUGAGUUUUGUAACGCACGUUCAAUUUGUGUAAAUUAACAACUAUGGCUGGAAAGUUUACAAUCCGAUUUGGGGUUCUAAUGUUGAUUUGGCAUGCAUAUGUUCCUAGUUUUCAUUGGAUAUUAUUUUAGAUGAACUCGGACAUUGUUGCAAUGACUCACAAGUGUCACUGUUAAGAUCGUAUCGCACAAAUGCACAAAUCCCUGUUGAAUUUGGGGAAUGUUGAGAUCUGCUCACUAUAAUAAAAAAAAACAGCUGAUGUUUCCAAGUCUUGGGUCCGUGCGUCGAUCAAAGUCGCUGUCCUUGGUGCUGAAUGUAUACGCGUUUCUAUGUUACAGGUUUUGUUAAACGUUAUCUAACUGCUUUGCUUAAAAUCUGUAAAGAUCUAUUUCUGUAAACGAAACACUUUGAACAGCUAAUCUGCAUUUAUCACUAAAUAUCUGACAGUCAUAAUGGUGGCAUUUUUUACAUUUUGAUUGUAAAUUGACAUAAUAAAACACUCCGUUCAUUUUUAUUAAAUGUACUUAAUUAUUUAUUUAUUUAUUUAUAAAAUAGCAUUUUUUUUCAAAACUAGAAAAUAAUAGAAAAAAUGUAUUUGAUUACAUCAACCUAAUGCCCUAACAAUCAAAACACCCGACUAUUAUUUAUCUAAAUAGUGAUGUUCUCAGCAGCGAGUGCUCUGUGUUUACUGUGUUUGGGUUUGUAAUAAUCUCUCAAUCACCGUUUAUCAUUCUCUCUCAUACUCUGAUGGGAGAGAUGAGACCCCGAGGAGCCAUAAGACAGCGCUGGAUGAGCCCCAUUAACCCGCCAUAACCAGCCUGUAAUUGGGAUGUUUUUAGUCAUCAUUCACUUCACCCUAUCGAUUUCUACUCUCGUUCUGAUAAUAUUAUCGAAGCACCAAAUCCUUUACUUUGACCCAGCACUUGAGUUCUCCUGACAGCCCGUUUAUAUGGUGGAAGGCGAGAUCAUUUGAAAUGUUCAUCGUGACACAGACCCCUCAAUUUCUGAAUGUUCCCUGUACUCACCGGGGCACGUCUCUAUAAGUGAAAAGGGCAAGAGAAUUAGUUGGUCUAGAUAAAAGGGCAAAAACGCGCAGUCGAAAGUACGAGUUGACAGUGAUGGUGAAAGUGUGGCCCCUGGAGGACUGGGGCCCGUUGAGAGGGGCCUAAGUGAUGAAUUUUAAUGUGAAAACCAAACGAUUGAGAUCUUCUCUUGGGCGAUCCACUGGACAAAGACGUCUGAAAAAGAAACAGCACAAUGCACAACAAAUAACUACAUAGCGAAUUGGUGUUAAAACAGGAUUAGUAUAACAAAUAAAUGCAAUUAAAGUCGUUUUAUUUUUUUGUUAAUAAAUGUAUAAGAAUUAAAACAGAUUUGAAACAUUUUACAAAGAUUUUAAAAAGAUUUAUACAACAGAAUAUAGCAUCUUAUAUUUAAUGUUAUAGUAAACUUUCACAGCGUUGUAAAACAGGGAAGGAGAAAAGAGAGAGAGAGAGAGACAGAAAGAGAGAUGUGAAGCGUUUGACUUACUCAUUCAUCCGUGGUAAAUUCACAGCCACAGUGGAGGGAUGAUGCUGAAUUAACGGCGCUUUUACAUAGAAAGCAAAUCAAACUGUAAUCAGCGACGCGUUACUUUUCAUUAAGCGCCCGUGACAGCAGCAUACUGUAUUCAGACUCGACAGGGGACACGGGGACCCCUGAAAUAAACUGCUCUCAAAACAGAGAGCCAUAAGAUAAUUCCUUAAGCUCCAUUAACAACUCUUAGCCGCGGGAAAUAGAAAACAUCUCCAAAUCUAAAAGCUUUAUCGACCUGCGCAAACCUCUACUGAUGGCUUCGUUUUUUUCUUUUAUUUAUAUAUUUAUGUUCCUUCAGCUUAAGGGACAGGAACGUCCAGCGGCGGUAAUAGACUUUAACACAACACAUUAACUGAGCAAGACUGGCGAAAAGAUUUAGAUCUUCAGCUGACCAAUUAGUGUGUUUUAUUUUCUUCACUGACUCCGUCAACCAUCGGAUUUAAGCGCAAACACUGCGCUUGACCUGCAAAUACUAUAGUGCUUAUAUCUCUGGUUACGAUUAGCCUACUAUUUGCAUAAGUAUUAAGUCGUUGUUGAAACUCCCUCUUAAAUCCAUUUUUAGCAAAAAGUUUAGAGGAAACACAGGAAAUUUGAGUAACAACCAAAUAAAUAAAUUAAUUAAUUAAUAUCACCUUUCUUCUUCCUCCUCUUCUUCUUUCAUUUCUU
Paramisgurnus dabryanus is the source of this 4201-nucleotide messenger RNA. It is a transcript of the gene irx4a, whose product is annotated as iroquois homeobox 4a. NCBI's taxonomy places the organism in Eukaryota, Metazoa, Chordata, Actinopteri, Cypriniformes, Cobitidae. Gene Ontology annotation, molecular function: RNA polymerase II cis-regulatory region sequence-specific DNA binding; DNA-binding transcription factor activity, RNA polymerase II-specific. Gene Ontology annotation, biological process: cell development; neuron differentiation; regulation of transcription by RNA polymerase II. The record is from RefSeq and is a predicted model, not a curated record. Gene Ontology annotation, cellular component: nucleus.